Drosophila obscura is the source of this 420-nucleotide messenger RNA. RefSeq names its product enhancer of split m6 protein (gene E(spl)m6-BFM). The record is from RefSeq and is a predicted model, not a curated record. NCBI's taxonomy places the organism in Eukaryota, Metazoa, Arthropoda, Insecta, Diptera, Drosophilidae. The transcript has a single exon. The coding region runs from base 59 to 286 and encodes 75 amino acids.
CAGCCCACGCGAUUAGAACACUGAAAGCACUGAAAGUGAAAAUAAUACGCACACAAAAAUGUCGAAAGUUAAGAAUUUAUUUGCCAAAAUGUUGCAACGCUUCGGCAGAGGCAACCAGGGCCAGGCCAGCAGCGAUGGCCAGCGGUACGACAGCCUGGAGGAGAUUGCCCAGAAUCAGGCCAAUGAGCAGCGUAUGCUCAUGGAGACGCUGACGGGCUACGAGGAGGAGCAUUUGGUGAUUUGCCUGGAGACGGCGGCGGGCAGCUUCUAUUGGCAUUCGCAGUAGCAACAACCGAAGGAGGCAACACAGCAAAGCGCAAGGGAAGCGGAAACAAAAGGCGCUACAAAAGGAGCUACAGAGGGAGCUACAGAAGGAGCUGCAGAGGGAGCUACAGAAGGAGUCACAGAAGGAGCUACAGA